AUGUGCCACACCAGUUGUCCCUCAGGUUGCCAGCCAGUCUGUUGUGUGUCCAGCCCCUGUCAGCCAGCCUGUGUGCCUGUGAGCUGCAGGCCUGCAAUAUGUGUUCCUGUAAGAUGCCAAGUGACUUGCUGUGUGCCUGUGAGCUGCAGGCCCACUGUGUGCAUGGCCCCCUCCUGCCAGUCCUCUGUGUGUAUGCCUGUGAGCUGCAGGCCUGUCUGUGUGACCUCCUCCUGCCAGUCGUCCGGGUGCUGCCAACCCUCUUCUCCCACCCUGGUCUGCAGACUGGCCACCUGUAGCACCCCUUCCUGCUGCUGA
This is a messenger RNA of Acomys russatus (golden spiny mouse), 315 nucleotides long. Its product is annotated as keratin-associated protein 12-1-like. The record is from RefSeq and is a predicted model, not a curated record. Gene Ontology annotation, cellular component: keratin filament. Lineage: Eukaryota; Metazoa; Chordata; Mammalia; Rodentia; Muridae. The coding region runs from base 1 to 315 and encodes 104 amino acids. The transcript has a single exon.